AGUAAUUCAGGAUAAUUUUUCAUAGUUAUCUGCAGAGCAGUAGUAAGAAUUGUACAGUUGAUUUAUUGUGCAUAGUUUGCUACAUUUAAACAUAUAUUGAGCUGAAGGUCAAACACUGUAUUUAAAUUAAAUAUUUAAAAUUAGCAAUGGGUUGUAGAUUAUUAGGUCAUCAUGUUCUUCGAAACAAUUCUCAUUUUCUUUUUACUAAGUACAGUCAUUUUCAACUACUUAAUCUUUGCAAGUAUAAAAGCAGACUGCAUAGUGUGUGUGAAUGGGAUACCUGCAAGAUUCAUUUCAUGGGUUCAGGCUGUCAUUACUGCUCCAGCAAGUUAGUUCACAGUCAUAAGCACUGUGCGUUGCUUCCACGAAGAAUUGUCAGCAAACAUGCUUUUGCUACUUUCUAUCCACUUCAGGUGUCAAAACACCUCAUAAAGAGAUCAUCGUCAUCAGUAGUCAAAAUUUCCUCUUCACUGCUUUUGCAUCAACAGUUCCUUGACUCAUUGCCAGAUGGCAUUCAGAUGGCAUUUGCAUAUGGCUCUGGAGUUUUUCAGCAGGAAGGACAUGCUGAUAUAACAAAAAAUAUGCUUGAUUUUGUCAUCGUUGUUGAUGAUGUCGAAUCUUGGCACAGAAAAAAUUUGGCACUUAACUGGAAACAUUAUUCUGCAUUGAAGCUCUUAGGAAGCAAAGUGAUAGCAAACAUUCAGGAGAAGUAUGGUGCAGGUAUCUACUUCAACACUUUGGUUAAAUUCAAAGAUAGGCUUCUUAAAUAUGGAGUGAUCAGCACACGCUGCCUCAUUACAGACCUUUUGGACUGGAACAGUCUGUAUGUUAGCGGUCGGUUGCACAAGCCAGUUAAACUGAUUGUUCAGCCAGAUUCCAAAAGUGUGAUGUCAGCAAUGCAAAUGAACCUGCAGAGUGCAGUGCAUGCAGCCCUUCUUCAACUGCCUGAGACUUUUAGUGAAGAGGCUCUCUACAUCACUAUUGCUGGCCUUUCAUAUGGUGGUGACUUCAGAAUGACUUUUGGUGAAGACCAUAACAAGGUGGUCAACAUGGUGCGCCCAAACAUUGAACAUUUCAGACAGUUAUAUGAGAAAAUCCUUGACUCUACGGAGCAUCUUUACUGGCAUCGUGGUCUGGGCAGACUGGAGCAACCCCAAAGUCACGUUGCUCGCUUCCAUCAUCUUCAGCUUCUACCAAAAACAGUUUUGCUGUCAUUGCAGGGACAGCACAGCCAAGCCUAUCGAAACCCAGACCUAGAAGAGGUUUUACGUUUCUAUGCACACGACACUCACUGUGAUGAAGCUGUGGCCCGCUGCAUUAGAAAGACUGUCCGUAAAUCUAGCUGGAGUCAGAGUCUAAAGACUAUUUUAUCAGCAGGUAUUAGAAAGUCCCUUGUAUACAGUGCAAAGAAAAUGGGAAAAAUGGUACAAGGAAAGCAGAAACCAAAAGAAAGCAUCAAUUAUCGACAGCAAUAAUGUAAGAGCGAUUGUUUUUAGUCCUUUUUUUUUUAAACAUUGUAUUUGUUUUCACAAUUUUGCCAGUCCUUACUGGUGUUUGCUAAUAUGUAGGUAAUAGAUGGUUAAUUAGAAGAUAUUGUUGAUUGUUUUUGUGCAAGGGAAUUUGUGCUGAGAAUGAAUAGCUAAAUUUUAGACCAUAAACUGAUUCAACUGUUGAACGGAUAAAUUAUCUAUUUUUACAGACUUUGACUAUGCAAUUGCAUGAUUUUGAAUAUAUAUAUAAAACCUGUAGCAGAUUAUUGAUGCUUAAAGUUUUGAGUCAGAAGCAUCGAUUUACAGAUGACUGCAGUUUAUAAAUUUUUCGGCAUAUAAGCAGUCUGUAAAAGGACAUACUGAACCAAGUAUAUGACAUACUGAACCAGGUACAUUAUAGUGUUUAAAGCCAACAAAUGUGGCAUUGACCAGAGAGGUGUAGCUGCAUCUGAGAAUAGAGAUUUAGCUACAGCCCAUAUGAGCCUCCAGGUGCCAUAGUUUAGAAGCAAGGGCAAGUCGUUACCCUAGGGCUAAGUCGGCAAUACAAGGACAACCAUCUUGUUUUAGUAGUUACAAAUGCCAAGACCCCCAUGAACACCUCUUCAUGUUUCUUUGCCUCUGCUUUGUAACAGUGGCGUUAUUUAUGGGGUCUAGACACCACAUUAUAAAUGAGUUGUUGUAGUUUCAUAACUAUAGCUGCAGGAGGAAUAUAUAUAUAUGAAGGAGUUAUUUCCCUCCUUAAUUCUCUACUUUUGAUCAAGGUUACACGACCCGAAUUGUUUCAUAAGACAAAAAGUCAACUUUGUGGUCUUAUUGCUGCAUGUAAUGAUUAGCAGAAAGCAGAGUUUAUAUUACAGAUUUGUAUUGUUGUACUUGGUUGCUGGCUGGAAAAUUGACUGUCCAUAAGUGGAGCUGGUCAGGAUGUGAGUAAAAAUCUAGUGCAUUCAAAUGUUGCAGGAAUAAAAAAAAAAAAAUACAGACUUUCCUCAAUUACAAGGUAUGUUGAAAAUAAAAUAAAAACAACACUUU
Pomacea canaliculata is the source of this 2519-nucleotide messenger RNA. Its product is annotated as phosphatidate cytidylyltransferase, mitochondrial-like. Gene Ontology annotation, biological process: CDP-diacylglycerol biosynthetic process; cardiolipin biosynthetic process. Gene Ontology annotation, molecular function: phosphatidate cytidylyltransferase activity. The record is from RefSeq and is a predicted model, not a curated record. Lineage: Eukaryota; Metazoa; Mollusca; Gastropoda; Architaenioglossa; Ampullariidae. Bases 147 to 1475 code for a protein of 442 amino acids. Gene Ontology annotation, cellular component: mitochondrion. The transcript has 3 exons.